Messenger RNA from Nycticebus coucang (slow loris), 3772 nucleotides. RefSeq names its product calcyphosine 2 (gene CAPS2). Lineage: Eukaryota; Metazoa; Chordata; Mammalia; Primates; Lorisidae. The transcript has 18 exons. Bases 107 to 1903 code for a protein of 598 amino acids. The record is from RefSeq and is a predicted model, not a curated record. Gene Ontology annotation, molecular function: calcium ion binding.
UUCGGGGCGCCGUGGAGCCGCACACCGAGCCUCUGCCUGCGCAGGAAAGGUUUCGCUGGAGGUUGGGGGUUUUCCAGCAAUAGACUGCCUGAUAACACUAACGUGAAUGGAUUUAGUGGUUAAAGGAGUUGCUGCUGCUUCUAGGAGCCAAAUUCCACCAUUCUCUGGAGGAAAGAAGCCUCUACAACAGGAGUGGACUUCUGAAUCAUGGGCAGUCCAUAAUUCCCGCCCACCAGUGGUUCCACGACUUGAUUUGGGAAGUCUUGUUGACUCUGAUGAUGAGGAUGAUUUUUCACAUAUUCCACUUAGUGCAGCACAGAUACAUUUUAACCCCCCAAAUUCAUCGUCUACUCUUGGUUGGGUCACCCCACGUCAGAUACCAUUUGCUCAGCAUCAUCGAAAUGAACUGGAGGAAGAUGUAAAACCUGAAAACUUGCCAGCACGAACAGGCAAAUACAAACUAAAAUAUCAGCAGUAUGAAAAUGAAAUGAGAGAUGGAUAUAAGCAAUUUAGUCAGAGAAAUGCAGAAAAGACCAUAUCAAAUACUGCUCAUCAACAAUCCCCAGAAAAUAAGACAGAUGAAAAGUGUGUACAAGGUGAAGCAGCCGACACGGACGACGUCACAACUGUGGACAGGAAAGUCCUCUUACAGCAGGGCUACGUGUACCCUUACGGUACUCAACAGAGUACAAGAAAAUUGGAUGCAGAAAUUGUGGCUGCAGAGAAGAAAAAGCAGGCAGUUGCAGAGCAAGUGAUGAUAGACCACUUAUCGAGGGCUGUAAUCAGUGAUCCAGAACAAAAUAUAACCAUUGAGAAGAAAGAAAGUGCUUGUGCCCUUCCAGAUUCAAAGAUCUCCCCUCCUCGAUGUAGGAAAAGGACGCUGCAUGAAACAAAGAUAAGAACCCAUUCUACGUUAACUGAAAAUGUGCUUUCUCAUAAAGUACAAUUUGAGGGUAGGAUCAUAUCAAGAAAUGGACGCGAUGCUUGUAGAGAGCUGAUUGGGUUCUUUUUUACUUAUGACCAAUCCCUUACAGUUUAUGAAUAUCGACAAUUUGGGAAAAAUAGAACAAAUGUACUCCCUUUUAUUCAAAAAAGCGUUUAUAAUCAUCAGUGUGGACGAAGAAAAGGAAAACAGUACGAGCUUGGUGAUUUUUAUGUUGGUGCAAGCUUGACAUUUUUGAGUUCUGAUAAUCCCAGCCUUCCAGAAAGCAUUAAAGCAAACACAUUGCUUACACUACGGAUCACAAAUAUUGAUCAAACAGCUUUGUAUUCUUUCAAAACUGCUUCUGUAGAACAGGAAGAUGGUAUAAUCAGUGAGGAAGCCAACGAUAGGCUGGUCAUCAAAGCCAUUCAAGAUGUGCUAAAAGAAAAACUACAUAAAAGAGGAGUUCGAAUUUUGACUGGAUUGGGAAAAUACUUUAAACAAUUGGACAAGGAAGGAAGUGGACUUUUAGAUAAAGCAGAUUUUCAGCAAGCUCUAAAAGUAUUUCACUUAGAAGUGUCUGAAAAGGAUUUUGAGUCUCUAUGGUUAAUUCUGAAUGUCCACGGUAACAGCAAAGUUGAUUACGGAGAAUUCAAACGUGUCCUUUUUGGUGAAAUGAAUGAAUACAGGAAAUCAUUUGUUCGAAAGGCCUUUAUGAAACUAGACUUCAACAAAACUGGAAGCGUGCCUUUGAUAGUCAUAAGAAAAUGUUAUUGUGCAAAGAAGCAUUCCAAAGUACUUUCAGGCCAUUCCACAGAGGAAGAAAUCAAAUCAUCUUUUCUAGAAACAUUGAAACAUGCCUGCAGCAAACCUGAUGAAGUGUCAUAUGGAGAAUUUGAAGAUUACUACGAAGGGUUAAGUAUUGGGAUAGGAGCUGAUGAAGAUUUUGCUAACAUCUUACGUACUCCAUGGGGGAUUUAGUUUUUAAUAAUGCAUAUGUCAUCAGCCCUCUGUGUUCUAUUGAGGGAUAAAUGUGAAGUAUGAUGAAACACUAGAGAAUAUAUUUUCUUUAGAUUUCCUUUUAUAUUUUUUCUCAAAAAAUUUUUACUCCAGAAUGAGAAACAUUCAGAAAGAUAAAUGUAGGUGUGAGUGUGUGUGUGCGUCUCCGCACACAUAGAAAAUAUUUCUGUAAGUUUGUAAAGAUAGGUCUGUAACUUUGUAAAGACGGGUCUUGGUUUAUUAUGUAUCUCAAACAUAUUUUAGAAGUCCCUUUUUUUUUAGCUUCAAUAAGAAAGUUACAUCAGCAUCAGAAUAUAUGAGAGCACCUAUAUAGUAAUCAAGCUGCUUUUCCUUUCAUAUUGUUUGUUUGUUUUGUUACCCCUUCCUCAGAAUGUAAUUGCCAGCGUUUCCAAUCUGAUGAAUUAGAAUUGGGCCCAAAGCUGAUGAGGCUGAAAUAGUUCAACAUGUUUUAAAUAUAGGAAAAUGUUAAAGGAAUUAAAGGAUGUGAAAGUGAUAUUUUUCAAGCAGUGUGAUUAUAGGUGGUUUUUGUAUUUUGAAUAUUUAGAAUGAUGAGGAUAAAUCCCUACAAUGUCCAUUUAAACAUUGACUUGUCUUAUACGUUUUUAUCUUCUAAAUUAUGUAUUUAUUCAAUAGAGCACAAUGUAGUUAUUCUGGUGACCAGUUUUGAUCUUUCUUUAUUCUCUUUUUUUUUUAAAGCAACACUUUUCACCAACAUAGAAUUAUUCAGCUAGAAACAAUAUAAAGGGGAAAUGUUCUUAAGAUCAUGAAAAGUGUAUUAUUUUUGUAAUUUUUACCCAGAAUGUAAAAGCCUAUUUUGUGUCCUGAAAUCAACAUAUGUUAUUCUAAACACCACUUUUUGGUAUACCAAACAACCAAAUCAUUUCCUUCUAAAUAUGCAUUAUUAAUGUUUAAGCAUAUUAUAGUCAUUCUUUCCAAAUUAUUUAUUUCUUGUCCCUGGGAAUACAGAUAAGAGAAAACUUUAUGAGUUGUUUACAAAUUCAUAAUUUUAAUAUGUUAAUAUAAAUUAGAAAAAAUAAAUGGUUCAAAAAUCAAAAUAUACACUUUGUAGAAUAUGACUUUAAACAUAUCAGUUUAUCUAUCUAUACUUGGCAGAACUAUCAGAGGUAUGAUACACGUGAGCCCAAUACAUUCAGAGUUGUAUUUUUUAAGAUUUAAAGAGGUACUAUAGCAUUGUACUAAAAUAUCAGAAAGAAAAAAAUGUAUAAAACUCUUAGUGCUACUCUCACUGGCUUAAUUAUCUAUUUUGUAGCAUUUUCUCAGAUUGUUGAAAUUAAACAAUAUGCUAGAAGAAUUUUUGGGAGAAAUUAGUCUAUAACUCUAUUGCUAAGUCAUAUUCACCUGAUGAAUCUGAAUAAGUCAUAUUCAUCUUAUGAAUAUAGAAAGAUUCAUCUAACCUUCUUAAACUCUACAAAUUGUUCUUGUGUUAAAAUGACUGACACUAUGGGUGUUCAAAAUUCAUAUAGUAUUUUUCACUAAGAAAUGUUUAUUUAGUUCUCCUUAACAAAAACUUAUUCUUACUGUGGGUACAUCGUAUAUUCUUAUGAAUAUUAUCAGAAAACAUAUAGGCUGUUAUAUUGUUAAAAAAAUAGAGGUACUUCUGGAACUCAUUAUGUUAACAUGGCAGAAUGCUCUUGUUAUUAACUUUUAUCAUCUUAACAUAAUAUUGAAAUGCAGCUAUUUGUAGGACACACCUCUACUUCUGAGAUGUAACUUUUUUGCAGUUAUUUUCUUAUUAUUUUACAUCAUUGUUUCCGUAUAGAGUUAGAAAAUAUAUAAUCAAUUUUUUGUUGUUGUUAGAAUCAGUGACAA